Lineus longissimus is the source of this 3084-nucleotide messenger RNA. RefSeq lists its product as uncharacterized. The transcript has 2 exons. Gene Ontology annotation, biological process: DNA integration; DNA recombination. NCBI's taxonomy places the organism in Eukaryota, Metazoa, Nemertea, Pilidiophora, Heteronemertea, Lineidae. The record is from RefSeq and is a predicted model, not a curated record. Gene Ontology annotation, molecular function: DNA binding. The coding region runs from base 72 to 1469 and encodes 465 amino acids.
ACCAGGCGCCCAGGCCUGCUAGGAGGAGAAGAAACAUACCAGCAGCCGCUGGCUCCAGCGAUGCCCUCGCCAUGUCAUCUGGUAGCCAAGACGGCCCCUCGUUGGCGGACAAUGCUAGCAGUACCCAAAGCGUACCAUCAGUAGCGGACAUGUUUGCUGAAAUGAAAACCAUGAUGUCAACCAUGGUUACCCUUAUAGCAGGACAGCAUAACGUCCGCAAUGACGGCCCAAACGUCGGCGUUGGAGGGGGCAUUAAUGCAGUGGCGCAACCCCACGGGAGUGUUGUUACGAUGCAGCCAGGUCAUGGACUCAGCUCAACUAUCCAUCCGUACAACCCAAUACAGUCGUCACAUUCGGUACAGCCGGCUUCCAAUUUGGGCGACCCCACAGCAGCCAGCCCGUCGAUGAAUCUACAUGUGCAACAACCUGGAAACAUGGAACAUUGUAACGCUACUGCAAUUCACCUUAACGGGCCCCUUCUGGGGCAGGUAACAGGUCAAUGCGGCACGCCAGUUGGCCCCAUGGUUGGACCAAGACCCGUCACUGCUUCCGGAAGAUAUAUCCCCCAGGGGGUUGCUGAUUCCUUGAACGUGUUGGUAGGAGGGGUGCUGAGCGAGUCAGCAAAGCAAAGUUACAAUAGAGCCUGGACAAUAUAUCUAAAUUUUUGUACAUACGUGUUACACUGUGAUUGUUCUUUGCCAUUAUCGGUCUCUGAUUGUACCUUGUUUGUAGCUUAUCUAUAUUCUAAGAAUUAUGCGCCAGCAACUAUAGCGAGCUACCUGUCGGCCGUCUGCUUCACUAUGAAGUGGCAUGGGUAUCCAGACCCUUCUUCAUCCUUUCUAGUCAAGAAACUGCUGGGCGCUGCCCAGAAUUUGAAGGGGAGUUCCGACAUUCGUCUCCCUAUAACAAAACCUAUUCUGGUCAGGUUGCUCGCUGCAGUUCCUCGGGUAUUCCCCCUUAGGUACCAACAACUUUUAGUGCGCGCCAUGUUUUCUACCGCUUUCCAUGCAUGCCUUAGGAUCGGGGAAAUGGUACCUAAAACCUGUAACCCGUUAUAUAGUUCCACUUGUAUUCAGCUGGGCGAUGUCACCGUUGCACGGGGCGAGGCCACCAUUUCCGUCUUGAGGUUCAAGUCCAGCAGGACGCAAGGACCGCAGUUUAUACACCUCGCUUCAGGUUCAGCACCCUGCCCUAUUGCAGCAUUAACAGAUUAUUUGUCACUUAGGGGGGCUACUCCAGGGCCUCUCUUUUUGGCUCCGUCCGGUGCACCCCUCCUCAGGAGGGACUUUGACCGCAUGUUGAAACUUGUAUUGGCUUUCUGCGGCCUGGACUCGAGUAGGUUUAAAGGCCAUUCAUUUAGGAUCGGUGCUAGUAGCGAAGCAGCACGGCAAGGCAAGUCAGACACUCAAAUACGUCUGCUAGGUCGAUGGUCUUCUGACGCCUUUCGUAAAUACAUUCGUAUUAAUUGAUAUACCACAACUUUUGUGUCGGGCCCUCUGUCUCAUGCAGGGGCUCGCGACGCUACCACUUAUGUGUGUGUAUCAGGCAGCCAGCCAAUGCAAUCUGGGUUUUUUCUGUUCAAAGUUGUACUCCUAAUUGGUACAUCCAUCUCUUUAAAUUGCAAUUUUCUCUAUGUAAGUGAUGUUCUUCCUUUCGUAUCCUUUGUCUCCAUCUCACGCGGGACUAGGAGUGAGAGAGGAUACACCACACCUGCACAUAUGUAUGUAACUUAAACUUACACCACUUUUAUCAGGGACCACAGGGUCUCGUAUCCAUUUUAACGUGGUCCCAAACGGGUCCAUGCAAUUUGAUCUAUUUAAAUCCCAAAUCUAUCAAUUCCAUAUUAUAUUUUGCAUACUUAUUUUUAUAGGGGCAGUAUGGUCUUCUAACAAGGGGUAUCUGUCUCAGGCAGUACCACUUGCAGGAGGACCAUUCUGGCCCACCUUACCUAGGCCUGUUCAGGGCCUUGUUGGUAUCUUCCAGUCAGUUACUUAGGUAACUUCCAGUCAACGUUUCAUAUCAAAUUCUUUUACAUGUAUUUUUAUUCCCUUAUAGUCAGUCAACUGAAACCUUGCUCAAGUAAGAAUUCAUGUACACUAGAUACAAUUACGUAUGUAGUAAAUUGGCAAUUUGCCAUCAACACCAUGUAGCUAUACUCAAUCCAAUUUGGUCAAAAUUUUUGUAUUUGGGCUUAUUUGACAGAUUCCUUGUUCACAUCCAAAGUCUUCCUUCCCAACUCCGGGGUGUGGCUUUGCCACUUGUUUGGGGCACCCCUCGCUGGUCAGGUGACGUUACGUCACUCUUUUCUCGCGGCUCAGCAGGUCACACACCACUUAGGUCACGUGACCUUUUCUCCACCUGAAUUGCGUCAUGCAGACUAGAUGGGGUCACGUGACUGUUUAUUUUCUGGUUUCCCUGCUGAAUUAAUUAAAUGUAUGUAUUUUGGGGUUACGCCCCCCCUUUUCUUUCCGGUAUCUGUCAAAUAAAAAUUUGGCCAAAUUGAUAUACUAUAUCUGUGUUGUCUUGGUCAUUCUUAUGAUGUCAUAAAGGCCCAUUAUGCGGACGAACCAGUCCAGGCAUAAUUGAUUUUAUGAUUGAAGCAAGAGUGACUAAUUUCUAUUUAUAACUGUGCUGACUCUGCAUGUUAUCAUCAGGGGCAGCGGUGCAGAUUCUGGGAAUCGGCGGGAUCUUUCAGCCAAUCAGGGGGCCGUCUUUCCCCGGCCUAUUUACCCACGCGGAUGAAUCUCGCGCGAACCCGCCAUUCCAGGAACUUGCUUCAGAUUAGCAAGACAACUUCUGUGAUUUUUCGCUAACCGUCCUCCACCCCCACCACCUCCGGGGCACCCCUCGCUGGUCAGGUGACGUUACGUCACUCUUUUCUCGCGGCUCAGCAGGUCACACACCACUAAGGUCACGUGACCUUUUCUCCACCUGAAUUGCGUCAUGCAGACUAGAUGGGGUCACGUGACUGUUUAUUUUCUGGUUUCCCUGCUGAAUUAAUUAAAUGUAUGUAUUUUGGGGUUACGCCCCCCCCUUUUCUUUCCGGUAUCUGUCAAAUAAAAAUUUGGCCAAAUUGAUAUACUA